ACAGAAAUGCGUCUGAUCUGCCUUGAACGUCAGAUGAAGAAGUUAGCAUUACAUUCAGUACGCUGCUGCCUCUCAGCGUACAGAGCAUCAUCCAGUGGACCAGUUUGUCUAUACAAUUAAUAUAUUUUCUAUCAUACGGAUGUGUAGACACUGUUACUUGUUCCUGCUACAGUAAUAGUCACAUCGGUUUUUUCUCGAGGACCGCAUAAGGAAGCCCGAGAAGAGCCGAGGACGUGUGAGACUUGAGAGUUUUAACAAACAAUCUGUUUGGUCUGCCUCCACUCUGAUUGUUAGCUAUUUGCCAAGAGAGUUAUUUCCUACGGUCCAAGGAAACAUGAGCUUUCUUUUUGGAAACCGUUCAUCCAAGACGUUCAAGCCCAAGAAGAAUAUCCCGGAGGGUUCGCAUCAGUACGAGCUGUUGAAACAUGCAGAGGCUACACUGGGAAGUGGAAACCUGCGCAUGGCAGUCAUGUUGCCCGAGGGCGAAGACUUAAAUGAGUGGGUCGCAGUCAACACUGUGGAUUUCUUCAACCAGAUCAACAUGCUGUAUGGCACCAUUACAGAUUUUUGCACAGAGGAAAGCUGUCCAGUCAUGUCUGCUGGUCCUAAGUACGAGUACCAUUGGGCGGAUGGCACCAACAUCAAGAAGCCCAUCAAAUGCUCUGCUCCCAAGUAUAUUGAUUACCUCAUGACCUGGGUGCAAGACCAGCUUGAUGACGAGACACUUUUCCCUUCAAAGAUCGGUGUCCCCUUUAAGCGAAACUUUAUGUCCGUGGCGAAGACGAUUCUGAAGCGCCUGUUCAGGGUCUACGCUCACAUCUACCACCAGCACUUUGACUCUGUGAUGCAGCUGCAAGAGGAGGCCCACCUCAACACGUCGUUCAAACACUUCAUCUUCUUUGUUCAGGAGUUCAACCUCAUCGACAGGAAAGAGCUGGUUCCACUUCAGGAGCUGAUUGAAAAACUGACAACCAAGGAUAGAUAAACAGCAAUGUAAUCCUAAUUUUAUUGGUCUUCUAGUUUUUGCACAGAUACCCACCCCACCCCUGGCUGUAUGUAUGCAGUAUAUACUAUAUUUCCAUUUGGGGAAAUGUUUUAAUAAGGCCAGGCAGAAGGAAGGGUCUUGAUAGGUUUAAGGCACCAGGACUAAUGCUUUCAGGGAUUAUUGAGCAAACCACACAUUAACAUAUUGGAGGAAAUGGUUUUAGCUGUAUGGAAAGAUCCCCAGAGUUCAGUCAUGGCUUACAUUUAGGAUAAUAUAGACAAAUGUUCAUUAGUUUUCUAUUAUACUGCACAGAUGUUUUUUUCCACUUGGAUUUAUGGCAACACGAGGCGUUUCCAUGCUCUUAGAUUCCCAUUUCGAACUCUCCUGCAGGGAAGAUGUGUAAGCAAAGUUGCUGUAUCGUGAUAGGAGGGCUUUGUUGGUGUUCUGGCAAGAGCUUAAGCCAGCCUUAAAGCCAAUUUCACCGCAGUAGAUAGUUAUUUUAUUCAAUAAUCUACAUAGAAGGCUCUGGAUCUGCUACUUUUCACAUGAGUAAGAGCCCCCAUCCGUCACUACAAAAUAAUCCUAAGUGCCUAGCAUGGCUCAUAAUUGCCCUAUAUCAACAGAGAGAGCUGGAAGAAGAUUAAGGCCAUAUACCACUGACUUAAUAGACAAAACAUUAAAUUCAACACGCCCCCCUCCCUUUAAGUUUCUCUGGUUCUUAAUUCUCUUUUUUUUUUUUGCCCCUUUUCUAUUUGUACUGUAACUUGGUGAAACAAUAAUUUUCUCUUUAAAACCGUACUUCUCACCAACCUUUUCCUUCUUUAGUCUCUUUACUGAGUGUUCUGUGCAGGUGAUGAUACAUGAAUGUGUUGAAGGACAUGGAAGUGAGGCUCGGAUAUUGUGACGUUGUAGCAGGGACUAACAAUGAACUAAACCUUUAGCGUUUUCCAGCGACAUGUUCCUGUGUACUAGUUGUUUCCCUCAAAACUUGAAGUAGAAACACAUUUUUAGGAAAAGUCUUCAAGGAAUCUAAAACCUUAAAUUGUAUAUAAAUGUCCUGAAAUAGAAGUAGAGACCUGCGUUCUACAUUCACAACCUCCACUGUCGAGUAAUACGAGCGUUUUGAAUUGGAUUAUGCUGCAUCCCUUGUUAUCUCACUAGCCAUGAAGCACUUUGAACAAUUUUCCUGACCUCUUUUGCCUGAAUGUUUAUUCUGCAUAGACUGUGCUUUGUGAGAAGCGGUAUCAUGUGACUGAUCAUAGUUUAUUUCCUCCUUCAUACUAACCCCCCCCCCCCCAAAUGAAUGUUGAAUUGCUUAUCCUCCUCUGAAAUUGGCUCUAAGACACGAGUGAGAUUUCUUAUGCUUCUGUAAGGUCUGAGUUGUUUGUUGCUGCGCUUCAAACGGCAGAUGCAUGAACCCUUCCCAAAUCUCAAAGUGUAGUUUACUAUGCAAUAAUGGACACAACACUAAAAGGGUUACCAGUUGGCUCAUUCAUACUUUAUCUAACAUUCAUUUUCCUUUUUUAUAGUGCUUAAAUUCUGGUGUAUGAUAGAAAUAGAAUUAUCUUUAGGUGUGGUUUAAGGAACGGUGAGAUGAACAUUUUAUAUAUCUUUAUAUAUAAUUUGUCAGAAAGGUGUAAUACUUCAAUGCACACGUGUAAAUACUGAGGGUUAGACCUGUCUUCAAGAUGAUUUUCAAUGAGCAUGGAGUGGUAGCGUUUGGUUUAAAGAAUGUGUCGAGUCUCUUUAGAGGCUGCUUCCCUUUCCCCCCAUUUGGAUAUUAAAACCUUGUUUUAAUUAUCUUUUUUCCACUUCCUUGGCUAACUAUUAUGAAUGUUACUGCUCACCAGAUCUCUGAAAAUGUAAUAGAAAGUCAGUCCUCCUGAAAGCAUCUCAUCCCUAUGAAAUGCUCGUAACAUAGCCUGUUGCCUACACUUGUUCCUCCUUGGCUGUAAUAAUUGAUGAAACGUUUGUAAAUAAUGGCUUGGUAGGGGUUUUCAAUGCUACUGAAUUGAUUUAUGCUGUUUACAAGGAAAAUAAAGGUGGUCUUGACUCUUUGAA
Molecule: messenger RNA, 3046 nt
Organism: Cottoperca gobio
Lineage: Eukaryota; Metazoa; Chordata; Actinopteri; Perciformes; Bovichtidae
Product: MOB kinase activator 1B
Exons: 6
Coding region: 335-985 (216 amino acids)
Source: RefSeq, a predicted model, not a curated record